GCGCAAGAAAGGAAGGAGAGACGAGAACAGACGCAAUCCCACCCAAAACAUUAACAACGAACGAAACACGAACGAGAUAUCCCAGUCGUUUACUUCUGUCUCUGUGGUACUCCCUUCAUUCAUAACGUUUAAACAACGGUGUUAACUUGUUCCGCGGACACAUUAAAUAAAAGAUAAAAGUGCGAGCUUUCAAAAUAACGUGUUAAAAGAACGAAUUUAAAACGGCUUUUUAAACGAAAUCACCCUUACGGCUAUAAAAACGUUUCAGGUGAUCGAAAACUUGAAUAAAACGUGAGGGGGUUGUAAUGAAAACGCUGUUACGUUUGGAGUAGAGAAAAGGAUCGAAUAAUUUUGGUUAAAAUCAUGGAAGAUCCUGAUCAAACUCAAACGGAAUCUUCAACAACGGCAAAUUUAGAUUCUUCGAAGCAAGAUGAAACCGAUCAAGAUACGACAAUUCACGGUUUUAACAUGUCCAACGUAACUGUAAUUGAAAAAAGUAAUUUAUCAGAUACAGAAUUGAAAAAAAAUUUAGGAUCACAUGAAGCGAUUGUUGAAUUAAAUACGAAAGUUGUUGAAAUAACCAUUGAUGUGGAUGCAAGUGAAAAAUCGAAAACAAAUUCUUGUGAAGGUAGUGAUAGCGGUGUUGAGGUAUUGGAAUCAGUUGAAAACGUUUUAUUACAAAGAACUCACAGUGCGAAUAGUGAAAAUGUUCAAGAGUUUCGUACGAUUACCCCUGCUCAAUCUUACGAAUCAUCAAUUGUUAGUUACGGAUCUAAUUAUGACGAGGCUUAUAAUAUUUUAGCGAGAAGAAAUUCAACGUUAUUUGAAGAUUAUAAAUUAAGAAAUGGAGAUGGAACGAGUGAAGGAGGAAGUGAAAGUUCUUCAGUUGCAUCUAUGAGAGAUUUAAAACGAACGUCAAACGUUGGGGUGAAGAAAAAAAGUGGGGUUGUUAACGAGAAAUUAAAAAAGGAAAAUAAUUGUAAUUUAGGCGGAGGCGGUCGAGGUAGAAUUAGAUUAAUCAAUCAAAAAGGAUCGGUUAAUUCAACUCCCAUUAGGAAUAAAAGUUCAAUUUUAAACAUUGAAAAAUCAAGCGUUAAAACGCCCCAAAAUUAUAAAAAUCCAAAACAACAAAAUUUAUCAACAGCGAAAAAUAAACCGGAUACUUUAAAUUUAAACCAAAAAAAAGAUGUUGGAUCAAAAAAAUCUUUAUUGAAAUCGCUACCGAAUAAAACGGCUUCAACACCCUCCGAUGACGGUCGAUGGCCUUCUAAUAAACCUCCAUUAAGAAGCGUUGUUUUAGAAAAAUCCCGUUUACAAAGCGAUGCUAAAAACACCUUAGAAAAAUAUGCAACUUUACCAAGGCGAAGACGUGAAAAAUCCGCCGAUAAUAUCAAAGAUAUUCAAAAAAAAUCAUCCUCUAGCAGAGAUAGUAGCAUGACGAGAUCCUCUAUUUUAAUUAAUAACAAAAAAUUAAACCAAUUAAGUCAUCAAAUCUCGAAAGAAAUAACCACCCCAGCCAAAUCGUUGCCGCCUUACCCGCGUCGAAAAAAUACAAACGUUACGAAAACGAAAAUUUAUCACGAAACAAGUAUUCAAACCGCUUUAACCGCUACUGAUAUUGAAAAAAUCUUUUCCGGGCAAAGUAUUAAUUAUCCGAUUGAUCCGAGAAGUGUAGAAAAAUCGAAUGUUUACGUUCAAGUCGAUGAUGGAAAUGAUGAAUUGAAGAUGGUUACGAAUCGGUUAAAGGAAAUUGAGGAUAAAUAUAAUGAAUUAGUGAAAGUUCACGAGGAAAAAUGCGUGAAAUUAAAUGAAACAGAGAAUCGAUUGAAAGAAGAAGCUUUGGAGAAAGAUGGUUUGAAGGAUGAACUUAAAAGAAAUACAGAGAGGGUUUUAGCUAUUUUAGGUGGUGAUGACAACUUGGAAGAUGAAAACCAUUCUAACGAUAGUUUAUUAAUGUUAGAAAGCCGUUUUCAAAAUGUAAGUCAAGUAAUUAUAAAUCAAGAGACUGAAAUCUCAAAACUUAACGCUUACUGUCGAUCGCUUCAACGCGAUUUGGAUAAGAGUGAGGAAACCCAACGGGUUUUGGUUCAACAACAGCGUGAAUUCCACGAGGAAGGUUUAGAGUUAAAGAAUUUUAUGCAGGAAGAAAAAAAUGCUUUAUCCGAUGCUUUGAAAGAAGCCGAAGAUGAAUUGAGGAAAUAUAAAUCGUUGGCAGCCAGUAAAGAGGAAAGAUGUAAAUACCUUGCUAAAUUAGAAGAACAAACAAGACAUGAAAUGUAUAGUAUGCAAGCUCGACUCAGUGCGAUCGAAGCUAAAGGUAGGGAAUUGUUGGUUCAUCAAGGAAGCAAUGUUUCUGGAGCGGCUGUAGCUUUAACUGGGCUUAUUUCAAGAUUGGAUGGGCUUUUAGAGGAACUUGUAUUAUCAUACAACAUCUCUCAGCAAGAUUUGGAUGAUGUGGUUUUUCACAACGAAGUUUACAGUAAUAGUAGCAGUAGUCCGGAAGCUAGUCCAGGAAAAUUCCGUACAAUAUUGAAAGAUAAAACACCUUCGCCUAAAGGGGGCGGCUCUUCGUUUAUUUCCGCAGUUAUAAACGCGAUAAGAAACGCAACAUCUCAAACACCAUUUUCCGGUCCACCACGAGAUAUUAGUAGAGACACCAUUUGUACAGAUAAUUCGAAUUCAUCGGAACUUCUCGAUUCCGAAACUGAGCCGUGUUUAAUGAUGGAACCCGUCCUAGAAGACGUCGUCGUCCCCGAUAGUCAUUCUCACAACAUGAUUUCGUCAAAUCAUUCAAUUUUUAAUUGUUCAAGAUUAACUCGUAGCGAAAGUUUAACAAAUUUUUCAAUUUUAAAUCGACAGGUGUCAUCCGAACAACAACAAAGUAUGAGUUUAACUGAAAGUUUAAAUUGUUCGUUUACAAGUGAUGUGUCAAAUAAUGAAAAUUAUUCUUCUUCGGUUACUUUGGUCGAUCAAGUAAUUGAGGUUGAUAACUUAAUAACGAAAUUGUUAAAAAUUAUAAGAAUCGUUCAAAUGGAUAAUGAACAAGCGAUUAAUGAACUUCAAGACGAGCGCGACGCUUUCUUCCAACAAGUUAAUAAACAUAAAGAUACAAAUAAAGUCGUUGUUAAGCAAUUACAAGAUUGGGAAAUUUUGGGGGCUAGAUUAAAAACGGAGGUUAAAGAAUUAAUGCAACAAUUAACGAAGAAAAACGGCGAAAUUGAAGAGUUUAAAUGUGAAUUAAACAAUCAACAUAAAGAAGUUGAAAAGUUAAAUCAAGAUGUUUGCGAAUUAUCCACCGCUCUAUCAAAAUCAGAGCACGAAAGCAAACUUAAAGAAGAAGAAUCAAUUGAAGCUUUAAAUAAAUGGAAGAUUCAUGGUGAUAUGCCACCAAAUGAAAUUUUAGGAAGGAUAUUAAUAACUCAGAAUGAGAUUGAUGUUUUAAAACAAGAAAUAAACGAAAAAAAUAAUCAACUUAACGAAAUGGGCGAAGAAAUGAAAUCUAAUAAACAAUUAGUUUCCGAUCACUUUAAUAGUAUAUUAAACGAAAGCAAAAAGCAAUACGAAGUAAUUGAUAACACAUUAGGAAUUUUACAUGGAAUUCAAGCAAUAAUAAACCAACAUCCAGAAUUAAUUCAAAUUCAACAAGAUUUGGAAAAAGUUUGUAUGAUGUCAGCAUCUUCACUUCCGGUAUUAACUCCGCCUCCUGAUUACAAUGCUAAUGCGGGAAUUAUACAAGCGAUGGGUAAUUUGGGGGUUGUGCCAACAAUUAAUUCGACGGCGUAAAUUAAAAAGUAAAAAAUUGAUAAAAUAUUCCUUCUCAAAAACGAAAUUAUUUUUUUUUUAAUGAAAUCUAGUCAAAUUAAUUAAAACCCGGUGAUUUUUAAUCGUGAAAACAAUGACGAAUUUUUGCCAAUUAAAAAAAGGAAUGCGAAUUUAUUAAUUAUUAUUGUAUUUUCUUACGAUUAAAGAUGUAAACGUCCAAAUCAUUCGAAAAACAAGCCGAAAUCGUUAAUUAAUAAUGAAUUCUUACAAUUAGUGAUAAAUUUAUUUUUUAAUUACACUUAAAGUAAUAAGGAAACUAUGUUAUUCAGCGUUACUUGUAAAAUAUUCACUUUUUACAAAAAAAAACCAUUUUACUAAAAUGGUGCUUUA
This is a messenger RNA of Onthophagus taurus, 4152 nucleotides long. It is a transcript of the gene corn, whose product is annotated as microtubule-binding protein cornetto. NCBI's taxonomy places the organism in Eukaryota, Metazoa, Arthropoda, Insecta, Coleoptera, Scarabaeidae. The record is from RefSeq and is a predicted model, not a curated record.